Messenger RNA from Lithohypha guttulata, 1311 nucleotides. It is a transcript of the gene HAT2, whose product is annotated as Histone acetyltransferase type B subunit 2. Gene Ontology annotation, cellular component: cytoplasm; Rpd3L complex; Rpd3L-Expanded complex. Bases 1 to 1311 code for a protein of 436 amino acids. The transcript has 3 exons. Gene Ontology annotation, biological process: chromatin remodeling; regulation of DNA-templated transcription. NCBI's taxonomy places the organism in Eukaryota, Fungi, Ascomycota, Eurotiomycetes, Chaetothyriales, Trichomeriaceae. Gene Ontology annotation, molecular function: histone binding; nucleosome binding. The record is from RefSeq and is a predicted model, not a curated record.
AUGGCAGAGGAAGACGAAAGCAACAACGAUGAGCACAUUACCGAAGAGAAGAUAGUCAACGAAGAAUACAAGACAUGGAAGAAGAACGCCAUAUAUCUCUAUGACACACUAUUGACCAACGCACUCGAUUGGCCGACGUUAACAGUACAAUGGUUUCCUGAUAAACAAGAAAUUCCAGGAACAAAUUAUUCGAGACAUCGUGUGCUAUUAGGGACGCAUACAGUCAACGAUGACAAGCAUCCAAACUACCUUCAGAUCGCAAACGUCCAGUUACCCAAUCCUCCCAAACCAGAAGCGAAAGACUACAAUGAGGAGACAGGAGAAAUUGGUGGCUAUGGAAGUGGAGGCAAGAAUUUGGUUGAUGUCAAAUUUCAGGUCAUACAGAAAAUACCACAUCCUGGCGAGGUCAAUAAGGCGAGGUACCAACCACAAAACCCCAAUAUUAUCGCGACCAUGUGUACAGAUGGAAGAGUACUGAUAUGGGACAAAUCGAAGCACCCGCUUAUGCCUGUCACCAACAAAGAAAACAAGCCCAGUCCCGAGAUAGAGCUCAUUGGCCAUGAAAAUGAGGGUUUCGGUCUUAGCUGGAGUCCACACGUUUCGGGCCAUUUGGCUACUGCAAGCGAGGACGAGACAGUACGUUUGUGGGACACAACACAGGCUUCGAGAACAGUACGACAACUACAUCCGACCCGAACUUAUACACAUCACACAGCCAUCGUUAACGAUGUGCAGCACCACCCUCUGCACAAAUCUAUUCUGGGUACGGCAUCGGACGAUUUGACACUGCAGCUGAUAGAUCUACGGAUGUCAGACACUGGAAACAGUGCUUCUAGCACCAGUCCUGAUCAGCACAAAGAUGCGAUCAAUGCACUUGCCUUCAACCCAAAAGCCGAGACUGUGGUGGCUGCAGGCAGUGCUGACAACACUAUCUCGAUAUGGGAUAUGAGGAAUUUGAAGCACAAAAUCCAUGCACUCGAAGGCCAUGGCGACAGUGUCACCGGCUUGGAAUGGCACCCUUUCUACGAGGCCGUUCUUGCCUCUAGCAGCUACGAUCGACGAAUCAUGUUUUGGGACCUCACCAGGGUAGGAGAAGAGCAAACACCUGAAGAUAGUGAAGACGGUCCUCCAGAACUCUUAUUCAUGCACGGCGGCCAUACCAACAGAGUCAGUGACUUCUCAUGGAAUUUGCACAAUCCUUGGGUCGUAUGUAGUGCUGCUGAUGAUAACCUCAUCCACGUCUGGAAAGUUGCGGAAGAUCUAAUUGGUGCGGGGGAGGAAGAUGUGUCUAUGAAUGAGCUCGAGGGAUGA